Gadus macrocephalus (Pacific cod) is the source of this 2958-nucleotide messenger RNA. Its product is annotated as heterogeneous nuclear ribonucleoprotein R-like. The coding region runs from base 175 to 2073 and encodes 632 amino acids. Gene Ontology annotation, cellular component: nucleus; ribonucleoprotein complex. Lineage: Eukaryota; Metazoa; Chordata; Actinopteri; Gadiformes; Gadidae. Gene Ontology annotation, molecular function: mRNA binding. The transcript is spliced from 11 exons. The record is from RefSeq and is a predicted model, not a curated record.
GGUGGCGAUGAUCGCCGAGCGGUGGCGUUGUUCGAGCGACGACGGCGCUGUCUGGAAAUCUGUCUCGUGGGCAGACCCACACGUAUUAUUGAUAUUACCUAUUUGAUAACAUCUCACGCAUCAAGAAUUUCAUAUUUAAUUCCACGGUGGUGUUAAUUUUCUAUAAGAUAUAGAAUGGCCACUGCUGAGGUGAACGGCAGUUCUGCCCUAGCAAAGGAGGAGGAUGAACCGAUGGACGUGUCGACCACGCACACGGAGAAUUACCAGACGUUACUGGACGCCGGGCUCCCUCUGAAAGUAGCGGAAAGCCUGGAUAACAUUUUCCAGACAGGCUUGGUAGCGUACGAGGACCUGGAUGAACGGGCGAUCGACGCGUUGCGGGAGUUCAACGAAGAAGGGGCCCUCACGGUGCUGCUGCAGUUCAAAGAAAGUGACUUGUCCCAUGUUCAGAACAAAAGUGCUUUCCUCUGUGGUGUCAUGAAGACGUAUAGGCAGAGGGAAAAGCAAGGAAGCAAAGUACAAGAAUCCACCAAGGGCCCUGACGAGACCAAAAUCAAGGCUCUGCUGGAUCGAACUGGAUACACAUUGGAUGUGACCACGGGGCAAAGGAAAUACGGGGGACCCCCACCACCCCAGGUCUUCACGGGGUGCCAGCCCGGCGUUGGCACGGAGGUGUUUGUGGGAAAGAUCCCCAGAGACCUGUACGAGGACGAGCUGGUGCCCCUCUUUGAGACGGCCGGGCCCAUCUGGGACCUCAGGUUAAUGAUGGACCCCCUGUCUGGCCAGAACCGCGGCUACGCCUUCAUCACCUACUGCAACAAGGACGACGCGCAGGAGGCCGUGAAACUCUGUGAUAACUAUGAGAUCCGGCCAGGGAAGUACUUGGGAGUUUGCAUAUCGGUGGCAAACAAUCGGCUGUUUGUAGGAUCCAUUCCAAAGAACAAGACGAGAGAGAGCAUAUUGGAGGACUUUGGCAAAGUCACAGAGGGUCUCCAGGAGGUGAUCCUGUACCACCAGCCGGACGACAAGAAGAAGAACCGCGGCUUCUGCUUCCUGGAGUACGAGGACCACAAGUCGGCCGCCCAGGCCCGCCGCCGCCUCAUGAGCGGCAAGGUGAAGGUGUGGGGGAACCCCGUCACGGUGGAGUGGGCCGACCCCGUGGCCGAGCCCGACCCGGAUGUCAUGGCCAAGGUGAAGGUGCUGUUUGUGAGGAAACUAGCCACGCCGGUCACUGAGGAGCUCCUGGAGAAGACCUUCUCUCAGUUUGGCAAGCUGGAGCGUGUGAAGAAGCUCAAAGACUACGCGUUCGUCCACUUUGAGGAGCGGGACUCUGCAGUAAAGGCGAUGGAGGAGAUGAAUGGGAAGGAGCUGGGCGGGGAGGAGAUUGAGAUAGUCCUGGCCAAACCCCCAGACAAGAAGAGGAAGGAGAGGCAGGCGGCCCGCCAGACCACCAGGAACACAGGGUAUGACGACUACUACUACUACCCCCCGCCCCGCAUGCCCCCCCCAGGCCGGGGCCGGGGCCGCGGCGGCCGAGGGGGCUACGCCUACCCGCCCGACUACUACGGCUACGAAGACUACUACGACGACUACUACGGGGGCUACGACUACCACGACUACCGCGGCGGCUACGAGGACCCCUACUACGGCUACGACGACAUGUACAGCAUGAGGGGCCGGGGGUCGCGUCCCGGCCGGGCGGGGCCGCCGCCGCCCAGGGCCCGGGGGGCCCCUCCCACGCGGGGCCGGGGGGGCUACGCACAGCGGGGGCCCCCCAUCGGAGGGCCCCGGGGCGGCAGAGGAGGCCGCGGGGCCCCCUUCCAGCCGCAGAGGGGCCGUGGCCCCCGUGGCGCCAGGGGCAACCGCGGCGGUAACGUGGGCGGGAAGAGGAAGGCGGACGUGUUCAACCAGCCCGACUCGAAGCGCCGGCAGACCAACAACCAGCAGAACUGGGGGUCCCAGCCCAUCGCCCAGCAGCCCCUGCAGCAGGGUGCCGACUAUUCCGGUAACUAUGGUUACAGUAAUGACACCCUGGAGUUUUCACAGGAUUCCUAUGGGCAGCAGUGGAAGUAGACGCGCCGACAGGUAUUUGUCAGAGUAAGUGACAAAACAAACAAACAAACAAAAUCCAAAAAAAAGGAAAAGAACAAAAAGGAAAAAAAAAAUCAGGAGAUUGGGCCCCAAUUUUUUUGAUUGACUUUUUAUUCUUCGUUCCUCAUCGAAAAAAGAAACAAAUAUAUAAAUAUAUAUUAUCCCUGAAAAAUGGACGGAUCCCAGAAUUGGCUCCUCUUGAUUGGCUGGAAAGCAUUUUGGCUGAAGAAGUGAGCGUAACCGUUUUGCUGAAUCCUUUCUUACUCCUUGCGGUUACAUUUUGGACAUGUGUUUAAAAAAAAAUGAAAAAAAUUCCCUGAGCUAAACACUUUUACUGUUUGUUCCUCAUUCUUUUAAAGCCAACAAUGAACACUACAAAAAGACAAAAAAAAAAAAAUCCAAACACGGACGUUCAUUUUACAAAAGUCUGAAGGGACAUUAAAUCAUCGUAUAUUGCCUUGCAGGAAGUAUGUGUCCACGCUCCUUCCCUGUCCUCCCCUUCUUGUAACCCAUCUAUUCGUGGUUUCAUAGUGGCUUAGGGACUUGCUUGUAAAUAAAUGCAUAUGGUUAGCGCUUGAUAUUUUUUGUUUUGUUUUUGCUGUGGUGGAGAAAAGAAUCCACGGGAGGAGAGGAGGAAUCAAAGUUUUGUAAUGUGUAUGCGUAGCAUUUCUAGAGGUAGACCACAUGUGUUUUUUAAACUGAUACAACUUCCUAUGUAUUCUUUGAACUUGCCCGAUUAUAGGUUUUUGGUUUGGCUUACGUAAGAGCCAUAGCAGUUUGUUCUUUGAUGUUCUUUGUAUUUAUAACUUCUACGUUUUGUUCAGUUUCAAUAAAACUCAGUUGAGUAUCAGUCAAUUGUCAAAGAUA